This is a messenger RNA of Morus notabilis, 670 nucleotides long. Its product is annotated as dehydration-responsive element-binding protein 1D-like. Gene Ontology annotation, biological process: regulation of DNA-templated transcription. Gene Ontology annotation, molecular function: DNA-binding transcription factor activity; DNA binding. The record is from RefSeq and is a predicted model, not a curated record. Lineage: Eukaryota; Viridiplantae; Streptophyta; Magnoliopsida; Rosales; Moraceae.
AUUUGAUCUUUUAUCUUAAAACUCUCAAAAACAGAUUUCGACAAGUACUACUACGUACUAAGUCAAGAACUUUUUGUUUUUAAAAAGCGUCAAAGCAGUUGUUGAUUCUCUAAUGGAUAAUUUAAUUUCUGACGCAAGUAUUAACAGCGCUAGAGCUUCGCACUCGGACGAGGAAGUGAUUUUGGCGGCGUGCCGGCCAAAGAAGAAGUCGGGGAGGAUGGUGUUCAAGGAGACGAGGCACCCGGUGUACCGCGGGGUGCGGCGGAGGAACAACGACAAGUGGGUUUGCGAGCUCCGGGAGCCGAACAAGCAGUCUAGGAUAUGGCUCGGGACGUACCCGACGGCGAAGAUGGCGGCGCGCGCGCACGACGUGGCGGCGUUGGCUUUGAGAGGGAGGUCGGCUUGCCUCAAUUUCGCGAACUCGGCAUGGCAGUUGCCCGUCCCUGCCUCCACGGAUGCUAAGGACAUCCGUGCGGCCGCAGCGGAGGCUGCCGAGGCGUUUCGGCCAAAGGCGGAAUGUGGUGGCUUUUCGGGGAGUGAGGAGGUGGUGCAGGCGGAAAUGGAGGAGGAGAAGGGUAUUGUAACAGAGGAGGAGGAGAGAGUGUUUUAUACGGAUGAAGAGGAAAUGUUUGGUAUGCCACGGUUUUUUGCUGACUUGGCGGAAGGGCUA